UAUACUUUCGUCUCCUUCUACAGAGGUAUGAAGGUCAUUGAAAACAGAGCUAUGAAGGAUGAGGAGAAAAUGGAGAUUCAAGAGAUGCAGCUGAAGGAAGCCAAGCACAUUGCUGAAGAAGCUGACCGCAAAUAUGAGGAGGUUGCCCGUAAGCUUGUCAUUCUGGAGGGAGAACUGGAAAGAGCUGAAGAACGAGCUGAGGUGUCUGAACUGAAAUGCAGUGACCUGGAGGAAGAACUCAAGAAUGUCACCAACAACCUGAAAUCCCUUGAAGCUCAAUCAGAGAAGUAUUCUGAAAAAGAGGACAAGUAUGAAGAGGAGAUCAAACUUCUGACUGACAAGCUGAAGGAGGCUGAAACACGAGCUGAGUUUGCAGAGAGAACAGUUGCUAAACUGGAAAAGAGCAUUGAUGAUUUGGAAGAAAAAGUUGCCCUAGCGAAAGAAGAGAAUUUGACUCUGCACCGAACGUUGGAUCAAACCCUCUGUGAACUGGGCAGCAUAUAAGUCUGUGGGGAAGGCACCCAGACUUUGAAGGUCAAGAAAAACCUGACAGUCAUGUUUGGAUUGGCAGCUUCUUUUUCUGAACCCACUUUUCUUUUCUUUUUCUUUCACAUUCUGCAAAAGAGCAAAUAUGGGACCAAUUCUUUUCUCCCCCACUUUGAAAUAUUAAGGCUUUAGGCACAAACCGAACGUAGGCUUCUGUUCUUACCCUGUUCUAUAUGACAAGCACAUUGUGAAACUGGAAAAGUUGUUUUUUUAAUCCUUUUUGUUUUUUUGUACGUGGAUCCUUCCAAGGUGCUAGGCCCAUCCAGUACUGGAAACACACAGUCCAUAGGUGUUCUGCAGAAAAUUGCUUUUUGUCAGUUAGGGUGCUUUUCAUGGCGGUUUGCAGCACAAAAUACAUUUGCCUUGUGUGUGGAUCUGGAUGGAUCUUCUGUGGUAGCCUCAUGUCCUUGGUUUCUUUUACGCAGUGCCAGAGAAUCUUUUCUGCCUUAGAUUCCUGGGUGUUACUGUGAACAAGGGAAAUUUCCUUGCAAAAAUGUAACGAAAAAUAAUAAAGUAGCCUGCACAUUCCUUAGAGGCAGUUCAAGGCUGGAAACAUAUUUCUAUCAGUACAACUGGAAAUAGAGUGAGUUCUCUCCCCACCCUAAUCCUUGCAAAUGCCCUCCAAAUCUCCUCCAGAGCAGAUAGGGAAGAGGGGCACAGUAAGGGGCAGGGCAUGGCUGGAUUGUUUUCUUGGACAAAUGGGCUUUAAUUUUCAUAGCACUGGAUUCCACGGUGGGUGCCUUAAUUAGAAAGGCUACAACUGUUUUUUCUAGUUUCGACCAAUGCUCUAAAUAAUGUCCUUUUUGGUUCAUCUCCUUGAAGAUUUCAGAUGCAGGGGGAAAAAAAACCCCACAUUUUCCUGUUGGUCUACUUCCUUGUGCUCUGAUCGGAAAAGAGUUGCUUGUGUUUUUUUUUUUUUUUUACUUCUGUAUUUAUUCAAUUUUACAAGGUGGGGAAAAAUUGCCCAAACCAAUCUGUAUUAAAACUUUCUGGCUCCUGUAAGAGAAUCCUGUAACAUGAUUUUUGAUCUAAUAAUAAUUUUUUUAAAGUACAUAUUCCUUGAUUGUGGCAUUCUUAAAUAAAUACAAAAAUGACAGCU
Notechis scutatus (mainland tiger snake) is the source of this 1645-nucleotide messenger RNA. The record is from RefSeq and is a predicted model, not a curated record. NCBI's taxonomy places the organism in Eukaryota, Metazoa, Chordata, Lepidosauria, Squamata, Elapidae.